Molecule: messenger RNA, 668 nt
Organism: Orbicella faveolata
Lineage: Eukaryota; Metazoa; Cnidaria; Anthozoa; Scleractinia; Merulinidae
Biological process (GO): post-translational protein targeting to endoplasmic reticulum membrane; tail-anchored membrane protein insertion into ER membrane
Cellular component (GO): BAT3 complex
Molecular function (GO): protein-folding chaperone binding
Source: RefSeq, a predicted model, not a curated record
UUUUGACCCUAGAACAUUACACCACAGUUUCGAAAACGUUCUUGCGUCGACAAGAUCACAGAUUUGAUCGCUGCUGAACUGAUUUGUAUUUACUGUGAGCUUCGAAGGUACAAUAUUUUCGAUGGCACCAGGACAGAUUCAGAUAUUCGUGCACGGUAUACAAGGAGGGAUAACCACCGUAAACAUUCAUAAGGAUGCUACGGUCAAGGAAUUCUUUGCAGUGGUGUCUAAAAAGAACGGCGUACCAGAGGAUCAGCUUCGUGCGGUGUACACCACGAAACAACUGGAGAUAGGCAAACGCCUGUCCGACUACGGCAUGCAGAAUGAGUCCAAUGUAUUCCUCAUUCUUCGACUGCUUGGCGGAUCGAUGACAUCAAUCCCACCUGAGAAAGAACUGGACGACGCUGUGGAACUCAGCGAUGCCCCAGAUAUGAUCACUUGGGACGAUGACCCCGGAAACAAGAGAGCCAAGAUGCCUUGCGGGCACGCCAUAAGUAAGGAAGUGUCUUUUUCCCUUUCUUUCUCUUUCCCCUCUCCCAUCUCCCCUCUCUUUCCCCUCACCCCUAGGCUCAGCUGCUCCAUCAAAUCAACCCUACCUCUCUCCAUAAUGUCGGUGUAAAAAUGGGUACUCGCGUGAAGCCAGAGUAAAUUGCCUUGCCUCGUGAGCG